Camellia sinensis is the source of this 1971-nucleotide messenger RNA. Its product is annotated as putative receptor-like protein kinase At1g80640. The record is from RefSeq and is a predicted model, not a curated record. NCBI's taxonomy places the organism in Eukaryota, Viridiplantae, Streptophyta, Magnoliopsida, Ericales, Theaceae. Gene Ontology annotation, biological process: protein phosphorylation. Gene Ontology annotation, molecular function: protein kinase activity; ATP binding.
AAUAAUAGGCUUUCAUCAGCACUUUGGAUGUUGAGUCUGCUCAUAUGAUUAUUAUUGUGUGCAUUCAAAUCCCCCUCUCUCCUCUCAUCUUCAAAUUUCAAUCAUUAAAAAUAGCUAACUUCUGUCUUCUUCUGUCUGCUUUUUGGCUUUGGCACAACAAACACACCCAUCAGAUACAUAGAGAAAGAGAGCAAAACCCAAGAAUAUUCAAAAAUUCAAAUAUAGCUUCGAAGAUUUAAAUCAUGUAAGCCUAUCUCCUUAGGCUUCAAAGAUUGCUUGCUCUCUCUGUCCUUUUUAUUUACUCCAUCCACUCUUCAGAUUUCUCUAUUUCAUGUCUGUCUGCUUGAACUUGAAGAACAUAGGAGAGAGACAGGGAGAGGAAAAUAAAAAAGAAAAUGAAGCUUCCUUCUUUUGUGCUUCUUUUGCAUGGACCCAUUUGGAGUUUUGUUCACUUAGUUGAGGAGGUUGAUGCCAGACCAGACCCUCUUGUUUCUUCUCUAUCUGUUCCUCUUUCUUCACCUUCACCAGCACCACUCACACCUAUUCCUCCAAACUUAUCAUCAAUGGUGGCCUUCUCUCCAGGGAGUCAAGAGGGAAGUGAAAAUCAUCACCAAAUGGAUCCAAAUAAAAAACUGCUUAUAGCACUCAUUGUUGCCUCUACUGCAUUGGGUGCAAUCAUAUUGUCUUUAACAUGUUUGUGGAUUUACCAAAGAAGGAACUCACUCAAAUCCCACAACGAAAAUCCAUAUAACUCAGAUUCCCUAAAAGGUUUUUCAUUAGCUCCCCUUAUAGGUAGUAAAUACAAUUCCUCGAGGAUGAGAAGUAACAAAAGAGCUGUAUCUUUGAUGGAUUACAAAUCACUCGAAACCGCUACAGAAAAUUUUCAAGAAAGUAAUAUUUUGGGGGAGGGUGGUUUUGGUUGUGUUUACAAGGCCCGGUUGGACGACAAUGUUGAUGUGGCCGUGAAGAGACUAGACGGUGGAAGUCAGGAUUCCAUAAAAGAAUUUGAGACUGAAGUGGAUUUAUUGAGUAAAAUUCAGCAUCCAAAUGUAACUUCUCUCUUAGGUUAUAGCAUUCAUAGCAAAACAAGGCUUCUUGUGUAUGAAUUGAUGCAGAAUGGAUCCCUGGAAACUCAAUUACAUGGACCUUCUCAUGGAUCAGCUUUAAAUUGGCAUCUUCGGAUGAAAAUCGCUCUUGACACAGCAAGAGGAUUAGAAUAUUUGCAUGAGCACUGCAACCCACCAGUGAUCCAUAGAGAUCUGAAAUCAUCUAAUAUUCUUCUAGAUUCCAACUUCAAUGCCAAGCUUUCGGAUUUUGGUCUAGCAGUAACUAAUGGGAGCCAAUACAAGAAAAACAUCAAGCUUUCAGGCACCCUAGGCUAUGUAGCCCCUGAGUAUCUAUUGGAUGGUAAAUUGACUGAUAAAAGUGAUGUAUAUGCAUUUGGGGUUGUGCUCUUGGAGCUUCUACUGGGAAGAAAGCAUGUUGAAAAACUGGCACCAGCUCAAUGCCAGUCCAUUGUCACAUGGGCCAUGCCUCAGCUCACUGACAGAUUGAAACUCCCCGACAUCGUCGAUCAUGUGAUCAGAAAUACAAUGGAUUUAAAGCACCUAUACCAAGUUGCGGCUGUAGCAGUGCUAUGUGUGCAACCAGAGCCAAGUUAUCGGCCACUGAUUGCAGAUGUUUUGCAUUCUCUCGUCCCUCUUGUUCCCGUCGAGCUUGGAGGCACACUACGAGUUCCACAACCUGAGUUUCCGGUGGAUGACACAACAGUCCCUUCCAGUUGCUGAUACUGUGUUUGGAAGUUUUGAAUGUGUUUUCACUUCUCAGUUUCAAUAAUUUCUUAGUAGGAUCAUGUUAAUGAGGAAGAUCAAAAUACACCUUGUAGUACACUUACACAAAUAUGAUUGACUAUAUAUCAAAAGGAAAAAUCAAAUAAAUUAUAUGAGUUUUAUCUGUUGAGUUUUCUAAAAA